AUGUCAAGAGCAACAAGUUUUAGAUUGGAGGAAGAAUUCAAUCUCAUGUCAACAAAAAGAUUUGAUAGAAUUCGACAUUCUUCUUACACAUCUAGAGAUUUUGAAGUAAAAAAGAAUUUUGAAGUUCUCUACAAAGUUGAGUCCUUGAGGACGUUGCUGAGAAUAUUCUUGCCAUUGAGGUACAAAGAUAGAACUUACAUUUCUAAGACGGUUUUUUUGGAUUUAUUGCCAAAGCUCAAGAAACUUAGAGCACUAUCUUUAACAAAGUACCAUGUGAUUGAACUACCCAAAUCACUUGGAGACCUUAGACAGCUAAGGUAUAUUAACCUUUCUGAAACGCAGAUAAAAUGUUUACCUGAGUCAACAAGUUUACUGUUCAAUUUACAAAGUUUGAUAUUAAGAAAUUGUAUUUGUCUGGAGAAGUUGCCAUCACACGUGGGAAAUCUGAUUAACUUAUGCCAUUUUGAUAUUAGAGGGUCAAUAUUAAUAAGAGAGAUGCCAUUGGGAGUGAAAAAAUUGAAAUGUUUGAAGACCCUCUCAAAUUUUAUUGUCGGUAAGGGUAUUGGAUCUAGCUUGAACGAUUUGAAAAGUUUAAAGUUUCUUUGCGGAGAGCUCUGCCUUUCAAGCUUAGAAAAUGCAGUGGAUUGUCAAGACACAGCAGAGAUGAUAUUGUGCGAUAUGGACACUGAAGUGUUGGUACUAGAAUGGAGUUCUUCUAAUCCCUCGGAAGAUGAAGCAGUGAAAACUGUUCUUGACGUUUUACAACCUCAUAAAAAUCUAAAAGUGCUGACAAUAAAAAACUAUGGCGGCCAAGAACUUUCAUCUUGGAUAGGAGAUCCAUCAUUCUCCAACAUGGUGGUUUUGAAAUUGGAUGGAUGUGAAAACUGCACCACCUUGCCUUCCCUAGCAUUGCUGGGCUCACUUCAGAACCUCACAAUCAGAUUGAUGGGGAAAAUAAAAAAGAUAGGUGGUGAGGUCUAUGGAGAAGGUUGCUCUAAGUCUUUUCAGUCGUUGCGGAUUCUUUGUUUUGAGAAGUUACAAGAGUGGGAGCAUUGGGACCCUGUAGAAAAUGACAAUGUCCAAAGAUUCCCUCGUCUCCAAAAGCUUUCAAUUUCUCAAUGUCCUAAACUCUCUGGAAGAUUACCUAAUCAUCUCCCGUUGUUGGAUAAUCUUGUGAUAAAUGGGUGUGAGCAGUUAGUGGUUUCAUUUUCAAGCCUUCCAAUUCUAAGAUCAUUAGAAAUAAAUAGAUGCAAAGGAAUGGUUUGUUGUAGCCCAGUUGAUUCAAGGGCACUAAACUCCAUGAGUACAGGUGGAGAAUCAAACUUUCCAGUGUUUAGAAGCUGGUCAAGUGAGGGAUUUCAGAAACUAGAACAUCUGACAGUUGUUGGCUGUCAAGAGCUCGUACAUUUAUGGCCAAAUAAGAUUUUUCCAGAGAAUGCACCACAAGAGUUGAGUUGCUUCACCUCCCUCCAACAGCUGCAUUUGAAAGAGCUCCGGAAUCUUUCCUCGUUUCCAGAUGGGUUACUUUCAAACUUGAGCAGAGUUACUAUCAGCCAAUGUGACGGCCUGACAUCCUUGAACGAGGGUUUGAGGCACAGCAAUACACGUCUCAAGUACUUAAAGAGAACAUAUUUGUACUUCUCCAUCUUCUUCUUAUUCAUUGGUACAGAGCGACGACGUGGACAAUCCUAG
Pistacia vera is the source of this 1692-nucleotide messenger RNA. Its product is annotated as putative disease resistance RPP13-like protein 1. The record is from RefSeq and is a predicted model, not a curated record. The transcript has 2 exons. NCBI's taxonomy places the organism in Eukaryota, Viridiplantae, Streptophyta, Magnoliopsida, Sapindales, Anacardiaceae. The coding region runs from base 1 to 1692 and encodes 563 amino acids.